AUGAAAAAUUUGAAUUACACAAGUGAGCCUGACUUCUUCAUCCUCAUGGGGCUGACAGAUUCCAGAGAGAUUCAGAGGGUCCUUGCUCUACUGUUCCUCCUGAUAUACCUGGUCACUGUGCUGGGCAACGCAGGCAUGAUGCUGAUCAUCUGUCUAGAUACUCAGCUUCACACUCCAAUGUAUUUCUUUUUAACCCAUCUGUCAUUCCUUGACCUCAGCUACUCAACUGUCAUCACACCUAAAACCCUAGAGAAUCUGCUGACUUCCACUAAGAUUAUUUCCUGUACUGGCUGUUUCACUCAAAUGUACAUUUUUGUGCUCUUGGCUGCUGCUGAGUGUUUCCUUCUUGCUUCAAUGGCCUACGAUCGGUAUGUAGCUAUAUGCAACCCUCUCCACUACCCAGUUGUCAUGUCCACAAGACUCUGCAGUGUCCUUAUCACUGGUUGCUAUAUGAUUGGAACUAUGGACUCCACUGUUAAUAUGCUAUGCAUGAGCACCUUACAUUUCUGCAGACCCAAAGUAAUCCAUCACUUUUUUUGUGACACAACUCCAAUUUUAGCACUCUCUUGCAAUGAUAAACGUAACAUUGAAAUCAUUAUGUUCAUUUUUGCUGAUUCCACCCUAAUGGUGUCUCUAACUACAAUAUCUGUGUCCUAUGUGUCUAUUCUCUCUACUAUUUUGAAGAUCAAUUCCACUUCAGGAAAGCACAAAGCCUUCUCUACUUGUGCCUCUCAUCUCUUGGGAGUCACUGUCUUCUACGGGGCUUUAAUCUUUACUUAUUUGAGACCAAGUAAGUCCUACUCCUUGGGAAAGGAUCAAGUGGCUUCUGUUUUCUAUACCAUUGUGAUCCCAAUGCUGAACCCACUCAUUUAUAGUCUCAGAAACAAAGAAGUGAAAAAUGCUGUCGGUAGAGUUAUCAAGAAACGGGACAGCUCAAGGUAGUUAAGUUCACAGUGAUGCUAAGU
Meriones unguiculatus (Mongolian gerbil) is the source of this 965-nucleotide messenger RNA. RefSeq names its product olfactory receptor 8H1-like. Gene Ontology annotation, cellular component: membrane. Gene Ontology annotation, biological process: sensory perception of smell; G protein-coupled receptor signaling pathway. The coding region runs from base 1 to 942 and encodes 313 amino acids. Gene Ontology annotation, molecular function: G protein-coupled receptor activity; olfactory receptor activity; odorant binding. NCBI's taxonomy places the organism in Eukaryota, Metazoa, Chordata, Mammalia, Rodentia, Muridae. The transcript has a single exon. The record is from RefSeq and is a predicted model, not a curated record.